AUGGGAACCGUACUGGAUUCUCAUUUUCUUGCUCUCACCGCCAUAGUCACCGUGGGAUACCAGUUGCUCUUCUUCAUUGUCACAGCUCUUCUCAAGUUUGAUAAAGUCACCGACUUUGCAGGAAGCACGAAUUUCAUCAUACUUGCAGCUCUAACCCUCAUUCUGAAAGGGACAUGGUAUUUCAGACAGGUUGUCUUGAGUGUCCUUGUCAUAAUAUGGGGUAUUCGUCUGGGCCUGUUUCUGUUAAUGAGGAUUUUGCAGUGGGGGGAGGAUAGGCGUUUCGAUGAAAUGCGCAGCAAUUUGGGGAAGCUCGCAGUUUUCUGGAUAUUUCAGGCUGUAUGGGUUUGGACGGUGAGUUUGCCCUUGACUGUAGUGAAUUCCAGUGACAGAGAUCCAGCACUAGAUGUUCGGGACAUAAUCGGGUGGAUAAUGUGGUCUAUCGGUACUUCAUUUGAAGCUACAGCUGAUCAACAGAAACUUGCUUUCAAGAACUCACCUGAAAACAGAGGCAAAUGGUGCAAUGUUGGGCUCUGGAGCUAUACUCGCCACCCUAACUACUUCGGAGAGAUUUUCCUAUGGUGGGGGAUCUUUGUGGCGGCUUCACCUGUGUUGAAACGGGCUGAAUGGCUUGUCAUUCUAGGGCCAAUCUUCUUGACAUUGCUGCUUCUUUUCCUCAGUGGUAUUCCACUGCUCGAGGACUCUGCUGACAAGAAGUUUGGCAAUGUUCCAGCAUAUAGAAUCUACAAAAGGAGGACCAGCCCUCUAAUACCGCUGCCUCCAUCGCUAUAUGAAAACCUGCCAUCAUGGUUCAAAACUGUGUUUUUGUUCGAGCUGCCAUUGUACAGUCGCAGUCUCCCUCCAGAGGGGUUAGCAUGGUGUAGAAGGAGCAGUGAGGGAGAAGGGAUCAAAGGAGAUGAGAUGAAAUUGAGCUGA
This is a messenger RNA of Linum trigynum, 933 nucleotides long. Lineage: Eukaryota; Viridiplantae; Streptophyta; Magnoliopsida; Malpighiales; Linaceae. The record is from the annotation of a GenBank genome assembly.